UGCUGAUCGCUGCUGUGCUGCAAGGCAGGCAGGCAGGCAGGCAGGCAGGCAGGCAGGCAAAGCAGCUGCAGAGACACCAGGGAACGCUCACUACAACGGACAGGCUCAUGUUGGGAAAGUCAGAAAGGCAACCUUUGCCUAUUCUGUGAUUUUAAGUCCAAAAUUGUUCACUUGUAACCUUUUGCUGAUAACAUUUUCUUUAUCUUUAAGCCUGCGUGGGAAUAUAUUUUUCAUUCUCUCGACCUGAAAUGACUGCUAAUCGCCGUGUCUAGCCAAUGGUUACUGCGGGGGCUCCUGUCUUGUGGAUUAUCCGUCGUCGCCGAGCCAGUUGCAUGGUCGAGCCCGGAGGAGGCCCCGCUCUGCUGGAUGGAUGUGUGUGAAGCAGCGCCAGACUCUGAGUACUGAUGAAGACGGUGAUAAUGAUGAUGCUUGGGUUUCAUCGGCAGCGGGUGAACUGAUCUUGGAUGUUCGGGCUAUAUCGCCCCCAAACAAACCAUUUCCUCAUAGAGCAAAACAUAUAUUCCUUAAAAACUGGACGCCCCUGGAGCAGUUUAUGACGACCCUGGUAGGAGCGUGAUGAGCGCGCGCUUCCGCUUGCCUGCUGGCAGAUCCUACAAUGUCCGGGCGACGGAGUUGGAGCGAGACAGGCAGCACACACAGGUUGUGUGCAACGUACUGCUGCUGGACAACACUGUCCAGGCGUUCAAAGUCAGCAAGUCGGAUCAUGGCCAGGUGUUGCUGGAUGCUGUCUUUAAGCACCUGGAGCUGACUGAGAGAGACUACUUUGGCCUGCACUUGGCUGAUGACUCCUUAGAUACGCCACGCUGGCUCGAUCCCAACAAGCCCAUCAGGAAACAGUUAAAAAGAGGGUCUCCCCAUAACUUGAGCUUCAGAGUCAAAUUCUUUGUGACAGACCCCAACAAACUUCAGGAAGAAUACACGCGGUACCAAUAUUUUCUUCAGAUCAAGCAGGAUAUAUUUACUGGAAGAUUGCCGUGUCCACACACCACAGCCGCACUGCUGGCAUCCUAUGCUGUUCAAUCUGAGUUGGGGGACUACAGUGAAGCGGAGCAUACACCAGGCUAUCUGUCGGAAUACUGCUUCAUCUCCAACCCUCCACAGGACUUCCACAAAGAGGUCGCCAAACAUCACCAGCAACACAGUGGUCUAUCUCCUGCCCAGUCAGAGUUUAAUUAUCUGAACACAGCACGCACGCUGGAGCUCUAUGGUGUAGAGCUGCACUAUGCAAGGGACCAGAGCAACACAGAGAUUCUCAUUGGGGUGAUGUCCGCCGGCAUUGUGAUUUACAAGAACAGGGUACGGAUCAACUAUUUCCCAUGGUUGAAAAUUGUAAAAAUCUCCUUCAAGUGCAAACAGUUCUUCGUCCAGCUAAGAAGAGAGGCGACUGAGACCCGGGAGACGCUGCUGGGUUUCAACAUGGUGAACUAUCGGGCCUGUAAAAACCUCUGGAAGGCCUGUGUGGAGCACCACACCUUCUUCAGGCUGGAGCGGCCCAUCCCGCCACAGAAGAACUUCUUCGCUCACUACUUCACCCUGGGCUCAAAGUUCAGAUACUGCGGGCGGACAGAAGUGCAGUCUGUGCAGUAUGGAAAGGAGAAAGGAAUCAAGGACAGAGUGUUUGCCAGAUCUCCCAGUAAGCCAUUGGCCAGGAAGUUGCUGGGCGGAACUGACUGGGAGUCGGUCAGCAGGAACAGCCUAUCAGAUGAGAGACUGGAGACGCAGAGCCUGCCCACUCGCUCACCGCCUGGGACGCCCAAUCAGAACUCGCUGUUUGUACAAGAGGGCACACGACUACGCCCGUCGUCCGUUGGCCACCUGGUCGAUCAUGUGAUCCACGCUUCACCCAGCCUGCCUGUCUUCUCCUCCAAUCACAAGUCGGCAUCGUCCACACAGGCCAACAGCAUCAGCUUGGACUCCACACCGUCUCCAGAGGGGCUAGAUGGCCAGCCUCCAGCUUUGCCCCCCAAGCAGCUGAGCAGGAAGACUUUAAGCCAGAUCAUCCAGGCCCACUCACAGCAGAGCCUCCUGGACAACCACCUCAACGAGAUGUACGAUGUUCCUGUCAAUGCUGAUAAGACCACGCUAAAUGGAGUUGUCCCUCAUGAUAAUCUGGUCCUGAUCAAGAUGCGACCUGAUGAACAUGGACGUUUCGGCUUCAAUGUCAAGGGUGGAGCUGACCAAAAGAUGCCCAUCAUUGUGUCUCGAGUGGCUCCGGGAACAUCAGCCGACCUGUGUGUGCCUCGCCUUAAUGAGGGCGACCAAGUGGUCUUAAUUAAUGGACGGGACAUCUCUGACCACACCCAUGACCAGGUGGUCAUGUUCAUCAAAGCCAGCUGUGAGAGCCACUCUGGGGAGCUCAUCCUAUUGGUCAGACCAAAUGCCAUCUAUGAUGUGGUGGAGGAGAAGGUGGACUCAGAGCCAGAUUUUCAGUACAUCCCUGAGAAGUCCCCUCAGGACCCUGCCCAGCUAGACCAGCAUGCUUUGAGGGACUCCAUGGUCACACUGAAGGAAGGCCUGAGCAGUGGAGCCAUACUGGCACAGUUUGAUCAACUGUACAGGAAGAGGCCGGGGAUGACCAUGCUGUGUGCCAAAUUACCUCAGAACGUUUCCAAAAAUCGCUACAGAGACAUCUCUCCUUAUGAUGCCACGCGGGUCAUUCUGAAAAGCACAGAUGACUACAUCAAUGCAAAUUACAUCAAUAUGGAGAUUCCAGCCUCCAGUCUGAUAAACCGCUACAUAGCAUGCCAGGGCCCCCUGCCCAACACCUGCCCUGACUUCUGGCAAAUGACAUGGGAGCAGGGCUCAUCUAUGGUGGUCAUGCUGACUACACAGGUCGAAAGGGGGCGGGUGAAGUGUCACCAGUACUGGCCCAAUCCAGACAGCAGCGCCACCUAUGGAGACUUUACAGUAACGUGCCACAAUGAAGAGGGCAACACUGCCUUCUUGGUCCGGGAGAUGACUCUCAUGCACACACAGAGUGAGCAACAGAGAGAGCUUACCCAGAUUCAGUACUUGGCUUGGCCAGACCACGGCGUUCCUGAUGACUCCACUGAUUUCCUGGACUUUGUGGCUCUGGUACGGACCAAACGGGCUGGACAGGACCAGCCAAUGGUGGUACACUGCAGCGCGGGGAUUGGUCGGACAGGGGUCCUUAUCACCAUGGAGACGGCAUUGUGUCUAAUGGAGUGCGGUCAGCCAGUGUAUCCUCUAGAUAUCGUCAGGACCAUGAGAGACCAGAGGGCCAUGAUGAUCCAAACACCUAGCCAGUACCGCUUUGUAUGUGAGGCCAUCCUGAAAGUCUACGAGGAGGGCCUGGUCAAACCACUCAAGACCGCCAUCUACCAGCAGAGAGAAAAGGUGCACGAGGAGAGGGAGGAGGAAAAGAAAGAGCAGCAGAAAGCAGGAGAGGGAGAAGAGACGGUAACGGCGGAGGAAGGCGAGGCGGCUGUGGUGGAGUUGCUGGAAGGAGGUCUGGAUGACGAGGAUGAUGACGACGAAGAGGUGGAAGUGCUGGAUGUGGGAGAAGUGACAGAAGAGGAUGAAGAGGAGGAGGAAGUGGAGGAGCCGAGCGUCGCAAGCGCCACCAGCGUGACCAGCGAGACCAGCGUGAACCCUGACUCUGAUCCUGCUAACCCGUGACGUUUGAUCUUCGGGAGUCAUCAGGGGUCACCGUGAGGCAGCCAGGUGGCCAGAGGAGAGAACAAAAGCACUGUUGCACUUUAUGCUGACAAAAAUGGAAAAAAAGACACACAAAUGAACAAACGUGAAAAUUAUGGACAAGCUAGAAUAAAAAAAAGAAAUCCAGCUGUGUUGAAUAGGAACCAUUAGGGAAAAUGGUACAGAAAAAAGUAUUCAAAGAAUGAAAAGAUAGAAGUACGAGAGAAUAAAAUGUGGAUGGGGAAUUGCUGUAGUGCCAUAAGUACGAAGGGGAAGGGCUGCCCCCAUGAAUGGAAAGUUACUUUUUUUCCAUAAAGGGUUGCCCUGUCCCCUUCUGAGCGAGUCUGCCAGACGGACCUGCCUUUUUUUUAGUGUCCUUUUAGCUGAUAAAGAGAUACCUUAUCUUUUGUUCAUCAGAAAGAGUAUUUAUUGUGUUUUAGUUUGUGUCAAACCCUGUCCACUGAACAAAAAAAAAACCCGUGUAUGUUUGUUUGUAUGAAUCUAGAGCUUCAUGCUUUCCUGAUUAAAUCUUAGGUAGUAAAGUAGUGCGAUUCCUCUUCUUCUAACUACUUCUUUAUUUUGUUUGCUUUUUGUGGGAAAAAAAAACAGUGAUUUAAUUUAUUGUACUUGGUUUCUAUCUUUCUCAGCUUUCUUGUCUAAGUUUCUGACAGCACAGACUGACAGAUGGACAGCUGAAAGCACUUUGUGUCUCACCUCUUGUUCAAUGCUGUGGCAAGUUGGAUUCUUUAUCCUGCUUUGUGCUGUGUUUUUGAGCUUACAGACAAACACGCUCUGAAGCGGCCAUUGUUUGGCGUGGUGAAGAACAUAACUGGUUUACAAUCCUCAGGGCCUAUGUGUUUACUGGGCUCCUCUCUUUCACUUCUGUUCUAGUCACAGCGGCUACUGUUGCUCUGCGACUACAGACCUCCCACUGAAAGACAUAAUGAUAGAAAAUUUUGCCUUGCAGCAGUGAUCAAUUCAAAACAAAUUCUCCUCACGUUACGUAAUGCUCAACAGCACAUUAAUGCAACACAAGAAAAUGAAGACAGUGUUGUAAUGAGAGGCCCCAGUAGACACACAGCUCACAAUUUAAGCUAUUUCCCAGCCGUCAUGGCUGAUAAAGCUAAGAAACAAGGCUGAGGUCAGUUAAUUUCUGUCUUCAAUUUCACAUGCGGCCAAUUUAAUAUUUGAAUCAAACCUUCAGCUCACUUGCUACUGACUAAGUGGGCAGCAGGGUCCCUGGUGGAGUGUCCUUGAGCCAGACACUGACUGUAUGUGAAGCUCUGUGGCUUACCUCUGAUUGGUUUCCCCAGAGCAGGACAACUUUUAGCUAAUGUCGAUCAACUUUGUGCAACCCAAAUGUGUCUUGCUUACUUUGCACAGGUCAGUGUGUUAGAACCUGAGAGACAAAUAGCGGUCAUAGUACCCAAAAAAUAAAAAAAUAAAAAUCAGACACCAGUAUCAUUCAUUAGUUUUCAAGUAAUUGAAAGCUGCUAGAAUGUUUAUGCAAUCAGUACCACCACCACUCCCACAAAAAACACUAGCUUGCUGAGUUGACAGUGAACUGAUCUCAACCUUAGUGUGAAUGGUAAAAGCAUGACUUUAAAGGCUCCCUCCACUGACCUCCCCACAUUUUUUUUUACAUCCAGACGGUCAAGACAUUUGAAUCUUGCAAAACCCAGAUCUCUACACAUUUGCAGAUGAGACUGGUGGAUCAUCGCUUUGUGUGAGCAGUCGUAUGACCCAGCAUUAAACUCAGUAAGACUAGUUAUUUGGGUUUUUUUUAACUAAGUUUUAGUGGGCUUUAGAGGUCACUGGAGCGGGGCUUUAAACCAACCUUUGCUGUUUCAUUUUUUUUUCUAAAUCUGUUCAAAGAAGCAGCACAAACAGAACAUUCAACCAGUGCUUUUCCUUUUUUUUAUUGAUCUUUCCAAAUGCUACUUCAUUUUAAGGCACAUGUUGUUUUUAAGCCAAGAUGAUGUGUUAAUGAGACUAAGUGAUGACUUGUAUUUUUAAGCAUCAAGUUGCUUGUUGAGUCUUUUUUUUUGUCUAAGUACAGGUUAAGCUGCCAUUGUACUUUACAUAGCGGUAUGGAAUGCAGUGUAGCCUCUUCAUAAUCUGAGAUCUUUUUCUUACCGGCUGCUUCGGUACCUGCUGUCAUUGGCUCCUUCCAUGGAUUCUGCUGGAAAAAAACCUACUGCUGUGAGUGUGUGAGUGUGUGAGUGAGUGUGUGAGUGUGUGAGUGUGUGAGUGUGUGUGUGUGUGUGUGUGUGUGUUCAGAUUUCUGUCUUUAUCUAUCUCUUUCUCUGUACCUCUCCCUCCUCCAUUUCUAACAUAUAGUUUGUUAGCUGUCUGGUCUAAGCCUGCUUGUCCAUUAACUGGAAUGAAAGGUUUGAUGAAAGAGCCUUCUUGGAAAGUAACAUUGUUUAGUUAAGAAGCAGGCUGACUCUUUGCCUAUGAAACAUUUCAAACUGUGCUCAUCUCAAACAGCUGAAUCAUACUUUUGCCACACAGAGAGGUGGGAUCAAGAAGAGCCUAGAAACUGCUUUCCUCGUCGCUCUAUUUUUUUAAAAAAUCUCUCCUGAAUUGCGGCCCUCUCCCCACACUCCUUCUCUCAGGCAACAGUCAUUUCAGCAGAGCCCACGCAACAUCAACAGUCCAUUCUUCUUACUGUUCUUCCCCAGAUGCCUCUCUUUUGGAUCAUUAUACAUGGAUCCCACUCUCUCUGCAUGGGCUCAAGGCAAGUGGCACAUCAAGCAGAAUAUCAUGGGCACAGUAGCACAGUAUCAAGCUUGUUUUCCACAGAAGGAUAAACUGAGGCUAGCCAGUGAAUGACUGACUGAAUAAACUUUUUAUUGACAGUUACAAAUACAUAGCAGACCCUAUAUGUAUGAGCUUACUGUAUAAUCAAAAGAACAAAAACACAGUUCAGCCCCCAGUGGCUUCUUACAUCAGCUUUUGUGUUCAGCAGCAGGGCCGACCAAAUCAAAUUACCACCAAAUCAAAAUUAAUUACCCCUGAAGGCCUCCCGAUAAAGUGGCAUCAAUAACAAGUUCAAAAAAACCUGGACAAUUUCUAACAAGAAAAUAAAAACAUCUGCCCUGCAGUGAAAAGUUAAUAAUUGAUAAAUCAGGGCUGCCAGAGUUUCCAUCUGCACAAAAUGUCCAGCAAUGAGCUGUCUGUGUUCAAAGUGGUUUGUUUUUGACACAUAAUUGGUACUGUGUGUGCGUUUAGGGUACUGAUCAAAGGUGGUUUGGAAGGGACCAGACACGGGGAGGGCUCAGGUUAGUUGUAUUUUUGUAAAGAUGAAAACAGCUCUAGUUGGGUAGGGAAAGGACAGCACUUUGUAGAAGGCUGAGUGGCAGGUAGUGCUACUGAAGAAAAAAAAAGUUGGAGACAUAAAGCAUUGUUGAAAUGAGUUGUUCUCUUUUCUUUGUCAUUUUUAUUUUGUUUAAAAAUAAGACCUGUAGGGAACAAGAAAAAAGAAAAGAACUCCUAACUACACAGUGCCACUUGUUAAUUUUGUGUAAAUAAUACUAGACCAUGUAAAUACAAUGUUGUAUAUGAAAAAAAAUCUUUAAAAUAAAAGGGAAAAUCAUUUGUGAGCAGAAAGAUUUUGUUUUUAUUUUAUUUUUGUUUGUUUUUCCCUCUCCUUUGGAUGAUUCAAAUGUGACACAAAUGGUAUGUAUUUCAAGACUGCUAUUUCAAAAAUUUUGUUUUAUUUGAAACGUAAUCUAUAACAGUGAGUGUAUAUAUGAUGAAACACAAAAUAAUGGGAAAUGUUUUACCGUAUUAUACCCUUGGUUAACUCCUACCUGUGUCAUAAAAACCUUUGUCCUCC
This is a messenger RNA of Siniperca chuatsi (mandarin fish), 7519 nucleotides long. It is a transcript of the gene ptpn4a, whose product is annotated as protein tyrosine phosphatase non-receptor type 4a. The record is from RefSeq and is a predicted model, not a curated record. Bases 577 to 3660 code for a protein of 1027 amino acids. Lineage: Eukaryota; Metazoa; Chordata; Actinopteri; Centrarchiformes; Sinipercidae. Gene Ontology annotation, cellular component: cytoskeleton; cytoplasm; cytoplasmic side of plasma membrane. Gene Ontology annotation, molecular function: cytoskeletal protein binding; protein tyrosine phosphatase activity. The transcript has 27 exons. Gene Ontology annotation, biological process: protein dephosphorylation.